Acanthisitta chloris (rifleman) is the source of this 1442-nucleotide messenger RNA. It is a transcript of the gene ZBTB43, whose product is annotated as zinc finger and BTB domain containing 43. Lineage: Eukaryota; Metazoa; Chordata; Aves; Passeriformes; Acanthisittidae. Gene Ontology annotation, molecular function: DNA-binding transcription factor activity, RNA polymerase II-specific; protein binding; RNA polymerase II cis-regulatory region sequence-specific DNA binding. Gene Ontology annotation, biological process: regulation of transcription by RNA polymerase II. The record is from RefSeq and is a predicted model, not a curated record. Bases 1 to 1395 code for a protein of 464 amino acids. The transcript has a single exon.
AUGGAGUCUGGGUCAAGCUCCUUUCGAGUGGAAUUUCCAGACUUUUCUAGCACCAUUUUGCAGAAGUUAAACCAACAGCGCCAGCAAGGACAGUUAUGUGAUGUGUCCAUCGUGGUUCAGGGCCAUCUCUUCAGAGCCCAUAAAGCUGUGCUUGCAGCCAGUUCUCCUUACUUCUGUGAUCAGGUUCUGCUAAAAAACAGCAGGCGAAUAGUCCUCCCUGAUGUGAUGAAUCCCAGAGUGUUUGAAAACAUUCUUCUGUCUACCUAUACAGGCCGGCUGGUAAUGCCAGCACCAGAAAUUGUUAGUUACCUGACAGCAGCAAGCUUCCUUCAAAUGUGGCAUGUCGUGGAUAAGUGCACCGAAGUGCUCGAGGGGAACCCAACAGUUCUGUGUCAGAAGAUGAAUCAUGGCAGUGACCAUCAGUCCCCAAGCAGUAGUAGUUACAAUGGCCUUGUUGAAACUUUUGAGCUUGGCUCUGGGGGACAGACAGAAUUCCACAAAGUGCAGGAGUUAAGGGAUGGCGAAAAUGAAGAAGAGAGCUCUAAAGAUGAACUCUCGUGUCAGCUGACAGAACACGAGUACCUUCCCAGUAACUCUUCCACGGAACACGAUAGACUUAGUACUGGAAUGACCAGUCAGGAUGGGGAAGAAGGAACUAGUGAUAGUGCGGAGUACCAGUAUACCAGACCAAUAUACAGCAAACCCAGCAUCAUGUCUCACAAGCGGUGGAUCCACGUGAAACCAGAAAGGUUUGAACAAGACUGUGAAGGUGUUGAUAAUCCUUAUGAUGAGCACCAAGUUUCUGAAUCCAUGAAUACCAUCCAGGCAGAUCAUUCAAUCCAGUCUUCAGGUGUUGAAGACUUCCAUAUAGGUGACAAAAAGAUGGAAGCAGAAUUUGAUGAACAGGCAGAUGAAAGUAAUUAUGAUGAACAAGUUGACUUCUAUGGCUCGUCAAUGGAAGAAUUUUCUGGCGAAAGGGCAGAUGGAAAUUUAAGCGCUCACAGACAGGAUCUGAUGAUAGCAGCAGGCUAUGGUGAAGGCAUUGAAAUCGCUGCUGGGAUUAAGGAAGAAACAUCUCUCACCGGAUUCUCCCAUGCUGACAAGCUCUAUCCUUGUCAGUGUGGAAAAAGCUUUACCCACAAAAGUCAAAGAGAUCGGCAUAUGAGUAUGCACCUUGGUCUUCGACCUUACGGCUGUGGUGUGUGUGGUAAGAAAUUCAAAAUGAAACACCAUCUUGUGGGCCAUAUGAAAAUUCACACAGGUAUAAAACCAUACGAGUGUAACAUCUGUGGGAAAAGAUUUAUGUGGCGGGACAGUUUUCAUCGGCAUGUGACCUCUUGUACCAAGUCCUAUCAAGCUUCUAAAGCUGAGCAGAGUACUACUGAGAUGAACUAAGACAUUAGUGCUUACAUUUGUUUAGUAGAGUAAGAAAAAUAAACUAA